Messenger RNA from Paramisgurnus dabryanus, 7147 nucleotides. RefSeq lists its product as uncharacterized. Gene Ontology annotation, molecular function: GTP binding. NCBI's taxonomy places the organism in Eukaryota, Metazoa, Chordata, Actinopteri, Cypriniformes, Cobitidae. The record is from RefSeq and is a predicted model, not a curated record.
AUAGGAGGAAGUGAACAGAUACAUGUGGAAGUUACUGUGGGGUUAAAUUAUGUUUAUAAAAUAUAUAACGAAAGGAUAAAGUAGUACCGAAAAUUAAGUGGCAAAGAUGGAAACACAAAGAGGAAGUCCUUUCUUCUCCGAUGGAAGACAGCAGAUGGUUGUAGCCACUGGACAAAGUCUUAGUCCCCAGCCUGCAUCUCUUCCUGAACUACGAUUGGUUUUGCUAGGCCGCAAAGGUGCUGGAAAGAGCUCUGCAGGCAAUACUAUUUUAGGCCUGCCAGGAGGGUUUGAGACAGGAAAACCAACUGAGGAGUGUGUAAAGAGACGUGCCGAAGUAGCUGGAAAACGUGUUACAGUUGUGGACACGCCUGGCUGGGAAUGGUAUUAUCCAGUGAACGGUACUCCUGGAUGGGUAAGAAGAGAAACAAUGCGAAGUAUAUCUUUGUGUCCACCUGGACCUCACGCAAUCCUUUUAGUGGUCCGAUCUUGUACCUCAGUGACAGCGGACUAUCAUAAACAAAUUGAAGAGUACCUGGAACUUUUGGGCAAGACAGUGUGGGAUCACACAUUGGUGUUGUUCACACGAGGGGAUGAACUGGGCUCAGUUCCCAUUGAAGAGAGAAUUAAAAAUGGAGGCAAGGCCUUCCAAACUCUACUGCAAAGGUGUGGAAACAGAUUCCAUGUUCUGGAAAAUAAAAGGCGUAUUGAUGAUGGAACUCAGGUGAAGGAACUAAUGAGGAAAAUGGACAAACUAGUUGAAGAGAGAGGUGGGAGAUAUUUUGAGAUAGACCUUCUUCAUCUGGAACUGGAGGGUGAUAGCAAAAGGAGGGCACGAGAGAGAAGGAAGAAACAGAGAAUGAUGGAGGCGCAGACUCAGAGAGGAACCAUCAGAUCAGUGUUGACCAAUGACAGUCCUCAAGUUGAAGAUCUGGAUGAGAAGAAUCUUUUCUCCAGGGGUUCACGGCGUUUUCCUGAGCUGAGACUGAUUUUGGUGGGAGAGAGGGAGACAGGAAAAAGCUCGGCUGGGAAUGCCAUCCUCGGUGGUCCGAGAUACUUUCAAAGUGGAGAAGCCACAGAGGAAUGCUCAAGACAGCAGGCAGAGGUCUCUCAUAGACUGGUUACUGUGGUGGAUGUGCCUGGAUGGGAGGGCGGACCAGAGGGAACAACUCCAGAGAGAGUAAAGCGUGAGAUUGGAUUGAGUGUGACGCUUUGUCCUCCAGGACCUCAUGCCUUUCUUCUGGCAUUGAGAGUGGAUGCUAUCGUCCAAGCUCCAGCAGUCCGGGAGCACCUUGAGCUUCUGGGAGAGACUGUUUGGAGACAUACAAUUCUUCUUUUCACAAGAGGUGACCAACUACGUCAGGGAGUAACUAUUGAGCAGCACAUCCAAGGAGGAGGCAAGGAUCUUCACUGGUUGAUGGAAAGAUGUUCAAACAGGUUCCAUGUCAUCAGCAGCACUUCUUGUUUGCAAAGUCAAAAUCCCACAACACAGAUAACUGGACUUCUUGAGAAGAUUGAAAAAAUGGUAGCAGGGAAUCGGUGCGAGGCCUUCUUGCCACUAGUACAUGAGAUUCAAGAGUUAGGAAGACAAAAGAAUGAGAAAUUCCAGCUGAAGGUUAAAGAGUUUACAGAGAAGCUUCAACGGCAGGAGGAAGAACUGAAAAAGAUGAAGGAGAGAGAAGUCAGAAGUAUUCGCUGGUUUUUCGAUAGACGCAAAAAAGACAAAGUACAGUCCCCUGGAAAGACAGAGAGGGAAGAGAUGCCAUAUAGGGGCGAGGAUGACAAAAAAAGCAUAAUGGGUGAACUUGAGGAGAAGAUGGCAUGGUUAACAGAAGACAGGGAGAGAGAGAUACAAGAGCUCACCACAGAAAUAAGCAGAGUCAUGGCGGCUCUCAAUCAAAAACAUAAAGAAAAAGAGAGACUAGAAAUGAGUUUAGAAGAAAGAGAUUUAGAGAGGGAAGAACUUAAAGAGAAGGUGGAUGAUCUUCAAAUGAAACUGCUAGAACUAGAGCGCAUGUGUGUUGUGAAAGAGCAAGAAAGAAAGGAGAAGGAGUCAGAAUUUCAACGUGUUUACCAGACUGAGGUAAAUGAAUUAAGAAAUAAACUGGUAGAUGCAGAAAACAGGAACGAUAUGUUGAGGAGAAAAGCUGAAGAGACUCAAAAGGAAAUAGAUGCCUACCAUAGGUAUGAGGAAGAGUCCACACAAAAACAGCAAGAGAUUGAGAGCAAACUGAAAGAAAAGGACAAAAAAAUAGAAAGUAUUCUCAUAGAAAUUCAGAAGGUGACAUUAAAGACCGAGAGCAGGGAAAGAGAACAAAGUGAAAUAUGGAGGGAAACAGAUAAAAAAAGAGAGAAAAACAUGGACAAACUAAGAGAAGUGAUAAAGACGAUGACAAAAGAGAUGGAACAGCUACAGACGUCAUGCCAAGAGCAAAUAAAAAUGACAGAAGCAGAGAGAGAAAUGCACGAAAACGUCAUUGAGAAAUACAACACACUGAAAAAUAAACUUAUAGGAAAAGACGAAGAAAUAGCUGCCAUACGGCAGGCGCAAGAGCAAAUUAAAAAAGAAAAAGAAGAGGAGCUGCACCGAAAUGUUGCAACACAAGAGAAACUACACAAAAAAGAAGAGGAAAUAAACACACUGAAACAAAGACAUCUGGAAAAAGACAAAGAAAUAGAGACAUUGAGGCAAAACAUUGAUGAGAAACAAAAAGACAUAGAAAAACUUAAAGAAAUUGUCCAGGAUAAUAAUGAAGAAUAUGCAUCUAAACUCAAACAUUUACAUGAAGAAUUUAGGGCUAAAGAAGCUGAAAUACACAAAUUAAUUCAAAGUCAAAUGGAAAAGGACAGAGAAAUUGAUACACUUAGGCAAAACAUGUUCGACAAACAGAGUGACAUAGAAAACUUGAAAGACAUAAUUCAGAAAAAUAUUGAAGAAAGUGCAAGUCAACUAAAGCAUUUAGAAGAACAAGUGAUAACAAAAGAACAGGAAAUUACCAAAUUAGGACAAACAGAUCUGGAGAAAAAGAAGGAAGUUGACAAAAUGAGACAAAACAUCAAUGAAAAACAAAGAGACAUAGAAGCAGUAAAAGACAUUCUCAGGGCAAAUACGGAAGAAAGUGCAGCUAAAUUAAAACAUCUACAGAAUGAAAUUAAAGUAAGAGAUGAUGAAAUAGACAAAUUAAGACACAGAGAUCUGGAGAAGGACAAAGAGAUGAACACACUGAAUGAAAAUAUUCAAGAAAAACAGAAAGCUAUUGACCAGUUAAAAAUGAAUGCCGAAAAGUAUGCUGCUAAAUUACAACAUUUAGAGGAAGAGUCUGAAGUAAAGACUGAGGCCUACAAAUUGAUGGAAGAGGAACUGGAAAGAAUCAAGAAUCAGAUUGAGGAAAAUGACAGACUGGCAACUGAGAAGACCGAGAACAACCAGUUAAAACAACAAAACACAGACACUGAAAGAAAUAUGGAGGAGCUAAAACAUCAGAACAAAGAAGACAAAGAAAGAAACAACAUUCUACAAAACACCAUCACUGAACUGGAGAAAAAAUGUCAAGAGCUGACGUUUAAGUGUGAGAGCUAUGAGAACGCUUUGCAAGCUCAGAGAGAGGCAGAGAAUAGAAGAGAAGAUGAGAUCAAAGAGAUGCUUAGUCAGUAUGAGACACAGAAGACAAAAGAUGACCUGUCUCUCAAACAAAUGAAAGAUCUAGAACAAGAAAUGGAUCAGUUAAAACAGGUGCUGGAAGAACUUCAUAAGAAGGAAAAGCAGAAAGAGGAGGAAUUAAAUGAGAUGAAAGUAUAUUAUGAGAAUAAAUCGAUGGAACAAAAAGAACAAGACAUUCAAACACUGGGGAGAGAAGAGGAACUUCAAAGAAGAGAGCAGGAGGUCAAAAAAAGAGAAGACAAUUUGGAGGACCAUUUGAAGGAACUAGAACAAAACAAACAAGAGUUGGUCAAAAGAAAGGAUGCAAUUAAUAGGAAAGAAAAUGAACUUAUGGACGAAAAGCAGGAGUUGGACAAAAGAAUGUACAUAAUUAGGGACAAGGAGGAAAAACUGGAAAACGAGUGUCAGAGCUACAAACAUAUGGCAGCAGAUCUGGAAGAAAUUAAAAGGGAGGUUGAAAAAAGACACUAUGAGCUUACAGACAGGGAGGAAAAGUUAAAAGUAAAAGAGCAAAAGAUAAAAUGUGAAAAAGAAGAGCUAGAAACAGCCUGGAAAAAAAUAGAGACCAAGCAAAAGGAAAUGAAAGAUCAGACUGAAAAACACGAGAAACAUUUGGAAAACCUGAGGCAACAGCUGGAAAUGAGAGAACGUGAACUGCUGGAAACCGAGAGGAUUUUUAUAAAAGAACAACAAAGGCUUAAAGAAGAAGAAAAAUCUUUGGGGUUGCUCAAAGUAAAUUUGGAGAUGAAAGAAAAUGAACUUAAAAAACAAGAGCGUCAGCUAAUCGAUGCAAACCAGCUGUGGGAAGUAAAGAUCCGGGAGUUCUCAAACAGCUCACAGGAAGUUGAAAACAACAAACAUGACAUUGAGAAAUUGCAAGCUGAGCUGACUAAUAAGGAACAUGAGUUGCUGCAAAAAAUUUAUGGAUUGCAAAAAAAAGAGCAAGAGCUUGUUCAAAGGGAGAAGGACGUUGCACUUAAACACAAAAUGCUUACAGAGCAAAAUCAAGAUGUGGAACAGCGAGAGAAGUUACUUAAGAGCAUUAAUGAGGAAUUAGGAAGUAGGGAGCAAGAGCUGAUAAAAGGUGAAGAAGCACUUUGCCAAAGAGAGCACAAACUGAAAACUAAAGAAAUCCAUUUGGACAAAAUACAGGAAGUUGUGCAAAACAAGGAAGAACAGCUGCAAAGCGAGAGACAACAGAAUAAAAACAUGCUACAGAGUCUCAAGGAACAGCAGGAUGGUUUAAAAGACACACAACACUUUCUGGAUACCAAAGAAACAAAAUUACGCCACCUGGAAACUGAGCUCACUAUCAGACAUGAUCAAAUAACUGAAAAAGAGCAAUUCCUGCAGAACCGAGAAUUAGAUCUAAAGGAAAAUGCAAGUGAUUUUGAAAGAAAAACACAAACGCUAGAAGUCCUACAAAAAACACUAGAGCUAAAAGAAAAAGAAGUAGAGGAAAGUAAAAACCAACUGGAGCUCAAAACAAGGGACUUAAGUAAUGAGGCAGACCAUCUGAAAAAGCAGCGAGAGGAACUUGAAAAGUGGGAGAAAUAUUUAUACAACACAGAGCUCAAACUGAUGCACAAAAAGCCUUUCUCUGGGAAUCAAAGAUGGACAAACUGCACUGAAUUUAAUGGGAAACAGGAAAAGGAAGAUCAUAUUUAUAGAUUACACCAGGAUGUUGAUGGAGAUGCAAAAGACACAAGUAGAGAAGCCAUUAGAACACAAGGAGAGGGCGAACGGCAAAUCCACUUGGAAAAUGCUAACAACAUAUUGGUUAAGAGCUGGAAUGGCAAUGGAACACUGAAGGACAAGCAAAAAAAUAAAGUGAAAGAGCUUGGUGACAGUUCUGGUGAAGACGACUUUGAAUCUUCAAGCACCAUGUAUCAACUAACCAAAGGCAUUAAAUGUCCUGUGUCUGAGCUAAGACUAAUGCUCUUAGGAGACACAUGGUCUUCACAUCACACAGCGAUACACAUCUUACUUGGGCCUGAAACAGAUAGAGGUGACUCUUGGAGAGGAGAGAUAUCCGGCAGGAAAACUACUAUGGUGGCUCCACAAGGACUGAAAUGGCGAUCUGGAACUGAUCGUCAAGGCACGUUUCAAAAACAUAUCUCUGAAAGUGUGCCCCUGUGUCAGCCAGGACCACAUGCCUUUAUCUUGUUAAUACCUGCUUAUGUAUCCUUUACUGGUCAGUACAGGCGUGCAGUGGAACGUACCAUGUCAGUAUUAGGAGAGGGGGCAUGGGGACAUACUAUUGUUCUGUUCACUUGGGGCGAGACAUUAGGUGAAAGUUGUCAGCAGCAUGUAAAGAGAAAUGGGGACCUGGAGUGGCUGGUAAGAAAGUGUGGUAACAGAUGCCACCUGCUUGAUAACAGACACCAAGAGUCUCACAUUGUAAAGUUGCUGGAGAAAGUUGAGGAGAUGUUGGCAGGAAAAAAUGGACAAUACUACAAAAUGGACUAAAAGAGUUUGAAGAAUUUUAUCUGAGCCGAUCUGUCUGUGAAUAUUUAAUUUCUGAUAUGGUCUUAUUGCAGGGAAGCUCAGACCUAUGAUAUUUUUAAAGCUUAUAAAUGCUUUUUAAAACAAGCAUGUUUUGUAAAUGUUUGUUUUUGUUUGAAUUUUUUGUAUUACCUAUAUUGUGUAGAAGCUGCUUUUAAAGGCGCUUUAUAAAAUAAAGUUAACUAUAAUUUUUUUAUUGUAUGGUAGAUCUUGAAAGUGGCUUUAUAGUUUAGCCUCAUUUUAGUUCAAAUUGUCCAGAUAUUUCCAUGUGUUACAACAAAUAAAUAAUACCAUGAACUGGUUGAUAACAGUGGUGCUACACAAAGUAGACCUAGAAUAUAAAAUAAUAAUAGUCUGAUAUCAGCUAAAGUGGGCCAUUGGGUAAAAGGGCUGUUUAAGUUUACAACCUGAUUGCUCUGCAAUGUUUGCCCCUGAAAAUAUAUAUAGUUGCAAUCUGUUGCCACAACUAUGAUUAACCUGUGCUUUAAAGUGAUUUCAUUGAUAUACAGUACAUCUGCUAAGGUGGGUAGAGCAGGACUUCAAAGGUCUCAAACUUUUUUGUGAGCAAGGGCUACCACAAUAGAUAAAAAAAUCUGGAGGGCUAUUUUUUGAUAUAGUCUACUUUUUAUUUUUUUUAUUUUACUUGUUGAUAUGUUUUAACACGGUUUAAAAAGAUAACAAACAUAAAAGAAGCCAAACUAAUACAAAAACUUUUUUUAAUAAAUAUUAAAAUUGAGGCUAUUAAUAGAAUGUGCUUUGGGCAUCCCACGGGCACCAUGUUGGAGACCACUGCAAUAGAUCAUAGAUAAUACUCAUGGUCAUAACUUUAUGUGUGAGUCAUUUUAUGUGUCUAGUAUCUUUUAUUAAAUAUAAUGUUUAAUUUACAUAAAUUAAACUUUAUUUAAUGCAUAAGUAAAGUGGAUUUUUUUGUGGGGGCCCAUUUUACUCAGAAAGGGACAAGGGUAGGGGCAGUUCCCUUUCGAA